Molecule: messenger RNA, 1938 nt
Organism: Clonostachys rhizophaga
Lineage: Eukaryota; Fungi; Ascomycota; Sordariomycetes; Hypocreales; Bionectriaceae
Source: the annotation of a GenBank genome assembly
AUGCCUCAAGACCCUGCUGCGGCUCUCAGCGCCCUGCUGCGCUCUUCGUCCAUAGAGGACCACGAGGAGAUCCUCAAGGCCGCCAACGCCGCCAUCAAGGCCAACAAGAGCGACGCUGGCCACCAGCACACACGAAUCAUCGCCCUGCUGAAGCUCGACCGCUUUGAUGAUGCCCUGCGCGCCAUUGCCGAGGGCGGGAUUGUCGUUGAGGCGAAAUGUGCGCUCGCAAAGGCGUACGCACUCUACAAGACCGGUAACCUCGAGGACGCCGCCUCGGUCUUGAAGGCCGUCGGCUUGUCUGAUCGAAGCUUCCAACAUGUCGCCGCACAAGUCGCCUACCGUGCCGAGAGGUUCGAUGAAGCUCGCGAAAUAUACCAGAGACUGCUGGACUCCGACGUUGCCGGGGAGGAGAGCGACUUGAAUAUCAACAUCAAGGCUGCCAUUGCCCAGGGCGAAUGGCAAGGCACUGCGUCGUCCGAACUGCCUGUGGAUCACGAGGAACUGGACACAUUCGAGGUCUGCUACAACGUAGCCUGCUAUUACAUUGCCCAAGGAGAUCUUAGCCGGGCCUCAGGGCUCCUUCAGCGGGCAGUCAAGCUGUGCGAUGCCUCGGAUGAUCUGACGGAGGAGGACAAGGAGGCGGAGAUGCAGCCUAUCCUGGCCCAGCAGGCAUAUGUGUAUGCUAAGCUGGGCAAGGUCAAGGAGUCUCUUGACUUGCUGACAUCUUUGGGAUCUGUAGAGGAGAAUGACGUUGACUUGACGCUUGUCACCGAGAACAACCGCAUUGCACUUGAUUCAGCUUCCGCAAACCCGUACCUUGUUCAACGGAAAGCGGCAGCUCUGGCACACAAGACCAAAGACGCCAAACUCUUCAAAUUCCAAAGUGACAUCUUCACGCAGAACAGCUUCCUAACCGACCUGCACGCACAGAAACUCCGUGGCGUCUGCGCCAGGACAAAGGCGUCACUGGACAAGUCGCAGAACCCGUCCAUCCAGCCCGGACUGAACGCCCUCUCAGUCAUCAACGCCGCCGCAGAGGUCCAUGGAAAGACCGGAAAGGCGCUCCUCCGCGCCCUCGAAUCCCUCUCCGAGAAGCGAGCCACCGAGGUCGGCCUCGUCCUCACCGUUGUCCAGACAAAGCUCCAGCACGGCCGGAAAGCCUCGGCCCUGUUCACCCUGUCAUCCUUCCUCAGCCGCCUCGAGAGCGACACCAGCGUAGAAGCCAAGGACGUGAGAUUCAGUCCGGGCCUGGUCGCCCUCUACGUCUCGCUGCUGCGCGAACAGGGGAGAGAGACCUACGCCCGGGGCGAGCUGGCCAAGGCAUCCAAGCACUGGCUGGACCGGCCGGGCAGCACCGCCACCUCCCUCCUGCGGGAGGCGGGCAUCGAGCUCCUCCGGUCGUCCAACUCCCAGGACCUGCUCCUCGCCGGGUCCGCGUUCGAGAAGCUCUUCGACGAGCACCAGGGGUCACACAUCGCCGCGGCCGGCCUCGUCGCCUCCCUCGCCCCGUCCGACCCCGCCAAGGUCCAGCAGCACGUCGACGAGCUCCCCAAUGUCAAGGAGCUCAUUGCCGGUAUCGACGUCGAGAAGCUCCUCGCUUCCGGCGUCGUGGCCGCACCGAGGAGCACCCUGCUUAAGAAGCGGGCCGCCACGGACGUAGAUGCUGACAGGAAGGCUACUAAGAAGCGAAGAAGAAAGCUGCCCAGGAACUACGAGGAGGGCAAGAAGCCCGACCCGGAGCGCUGGCUGCCGCUGCGCGACCGGUCCUCCUACCGCCCCAAGGGCAAGAAGGGGAGGAAGAAGGUGGCGGAUUCCACCCAGGGCGGCAUCGUGAAGGAGGAGGAGACGUUAGAGCUAGUUGGCGGGGGAGGCGUCAAGGUCGAAAAGGCGCCGACGGCAAGCACAUCAUCCAAGAAGAAAAAGAAGGGCAAGAAAUAG